ACUGACAACAAACGUAGAUCAGAUCCAAUCAGAUCCUACAGAUUUUGUUGAAAUCGAAAAAAAUCCACUUUGAAACGCAGCAAGACAAAAAAAAAUCAGCUACAAUUUGUCAGCUAUUUUUGUAGCUUGAGUGCAUAAGUAGACUAGAUUACAUUUUUUUGUUUAAUGUGUGCUAGAAAUGAAUAAAAAUUAUGAAAGAUGUACCCACUGUAAUCGACGUAAAUGGCUUACAUCAGGGUGCCUGCGAAAAUGGUUGAAGCCAAUGGAAUGUAAACAUUUGCAACGAACCAUUGAUAACAAGCGGGAUUUUAAUAACACUGAUAUAGUAAAUUGUAUUUUUCUACCAGAACGUAAGCCUGCUGUGAACACAAACAAGUUCGUAAAAUUCUGGAAGAAUAAGUUGUUUAUUAGUGGUAGUGUUAGAUCCUUACAGCGAUAUUUUGGCAAUAAAAACGGUGGUGGUGACCAUAUAUGCAAUUUAAACAUAAAUACAUAUCCCUCUACUUCUACUGACAAAUGCGUUGCAUCCCACAUAACACGCGAAAUGAAGAAAGAUGUUGAAUCUAACAAACAAACUAUUAUGUGUCAGCACUCAGAUGGUCACUCAGUUCUUCGUGGACAUCACCAACACGCCUCACUCGAAACAUGUGCUAUAUACUGUCAAUUAUCCAAGCAUGGCUGGUAUUGGGGAGGCAUUACAUCCAGUGAGGCUGAAGAGUUGCUAGCAGGGCAACAUGACAAUGUAUUUCUUGUCAGAGACUCAUUUGAUUCGAGACACAUAUUGUGUGUUUCAUUUAGAUGUGUUGGCCGCACAUUACAUGCACGUCUCAGGCAUGCAAAUGGACUCUUUUCCCUGAACAAUGAGACAUUUGUGCCAGCAAACAGAAUAUCAGAGCAUUGCGCUGCUGUGGAUGUCAAAUCCAAUCUCUUUGAGAUGGAGGUGACAGUGAAAUUAGCAAGGCCUUUGAACAGAUUUGCAAGACUGGAUUCAUUGCAGAUGAUUUGCAGAUUUGUCAUUAGACAAACUGUCGCAGCUAAUGUUUGGAAUAAAUUACCACUGCCUCCAAAUUUAAUAGCUUAUGUGUCUCAGGGCAGUGAUUACAUAGUACCCUCAUAGCUAGUGCCAGAUAUAAUACUGUGCCUUCAACUCCAAAUGCUCCUCAUAUUGUAAACCUAUUUACAUAUUUUAAUGGACUGUGUCAUCUUAUAUGAAUAGAUAUGUAGAAAGUGUUUAUAAAUUUUAUACAGAAACAAAAUAUUUUAAUAAUAAAAGAAAUGAUAUAUACUGUGAUGCAUGUUUUGAUGUCCUAUAACAAAUGUAAAUGUAUGGUGGUAACACAAGAAAAUAAUGACAACAAUAUUGUUAUUGUAAUCUGUUUUAUUAAACAACAAACUAACAGCACAUAAAUGUUACAAUUUAAUAAUACUACAUACAUCUUGUUGAUAAGGUUUUUUUUAUCAUUUUAUAUUCAAGAUACUCAGCUAUUAUAAUCUUGAAACUACUUCAGUGUAUUUAUUCCCAGUAUAUUUUUAGCCUGAAAAAAAAAUUGCAUAUAUAAUUGCACAUACUAUUUUUAGGUAAUUUAAUAUUGUUUUCAUAUUUUUUAUGUAAGUGUUGUAGAUUGCACUUUCCAGAUUACAUAGAGCAUUUGCUUACAUUACAAUGUGAGAUUAUUAACAUUUUUGAAACUGGGAUUGGCAUUCUCACUAAAAUUUAAUUUAUAAUAUUCAUAGGAAUACAUACAAUUGUCCUAUUAUAAUUGUUAUCUAACUAUUUGUAAGUUUAGAAUAAGUUUUCCAAAGCAGUCAUACCGUGACAAAAGCAGCAGACAAAGUUUGCGGCGCUGCUGACACAGGGUUCAUGUCAAUUGCUGUCUGAAUCAACUGCGCGUCUCGUAUGCGCGAGUUUAUAAAGCUUCUGGUCGCGACGCCUUCCUGACUCUUGUCAGUCAGAUAAAACAGCUCGGACGCCUUGUAAAUGCCCGCCAAACCCACUCGCCGGAUGUACCAAUUGAACUGAAAAUAAUAGUUGCGCAUUAUUAUCUGCUUGCUGCACUGAACAUUGAAUAAAAUAGGUCAAUGCAAAGGUAUAUAUAAUUAAGUUAUACUUCAACAAUUAUCGAAAUGAAAAGAGAAGGUGUAUACCAAGAACACUGAAAUACUUUGUAUUGACAUAUAGUGCAAAAUGAAUCACAUUUCCAUGUUAUUUAAUUUUAAAGAACAAAUACCGUCUAUCCCACUAGUCCCAUUGAAGUAGUAUAAUCUACUACUACUAACCUGUGGAUAAAUCCUUAUGCAUAAUAUUUAUCUAUGUAAGCUCUUGUCAAUACAGGAUUUUACACUAUUGGUUCAUAAGGGGAGUCAAUCACUGCCAUGACCCACUACUGCUUCGUAUAAUUUAAUGUUGAUGAAUAAAUAUUUUUAUUUGGUUAGUUUUUAAUA
This is a messenger RNA of Plodia interpunctella (Indianmeal moth), 2442 nucleotides long. It is a transcript of the gene SOCS6, whose product is annotated as suppressor of cytokine signaling 4-like. The transcript has 3 exons. Gene Ontology annotation, cellular component: phosphatidylinositol 3-kinase complex. Gene Ontology annotation, molecular function: 1-phosphatidylinositol-3-kinase regulator activity. Bases 179 to 1117 code for a protein of 312 amino acids. NCBI's taxonomy places the organism in Eukaryota, Metazoa, Arthropoda, Insecta, Lepidoptera, Pyralidae. The record is from RefSeq and is a predicted model, not a curated record. Gene Ontology annotation, biological process: intracellular signal transduction; phosphatidylinositol phosphate biosynthetic process.